Molecule: messenger RNA, 1643 nt
Organism: Sinocyclocheilus anshuiensis
Lineage: Eukaryota; Metazoa; Chordata; Actinopteri; Cypriniformes; Cyprinidae
Product: galactose-3-O-sulfotransferase 2
Exons: 3
Coding region: 119-1399 (426 amino acids)
Biological process (GO): glycolipid biosynthetic process
Cellular component (GO): membrane
Molecular function (GO): galactosylceramide sulfotransferase activity
Source: RefSeq, a predicted model, not a curated record
UCUGAUCCGGCCUACAGGAUUAAACGGGUGAGAGGAGGCCAUCCUGCCCUCACAAUCCUCACAUCACAGACAGACCGCUGACAGUUCAGCAGCUCCACAGAGGCUUGUGUUUGUGGAGAUGGGUCUGCGCUGGCUGUGGAGGCACCGGGUGAGCGCUUUACUGCUGGUGUUAGCGCUCUUACUGCUCCUCACGCUCCUGGCCACACACUCACUACAGACCAACAGAACCUAUGAACUGAGACCUACAGCAGACAGAAGGAACCAGAGAAGAGCUGCUGGGAAACACACAUCACCACUCACUCCAAACACACACCAACCGCCCAAACACACACCGACAGCCAGAGCCGAGUGGCAGAGAGCACAUCCACCCAUGGUCUUCCUGAAAACACACCGGACCGGCAGCAGCACCGUGCAGAACAUCCUGUUUCGACUCGGGGAACGAGAGGGCGCCACUUUUGCCUUUCCCUCCCGCACGUACCAGUUUAACUACCCAGACAGAUUCAGAGCGGCGUUUGUGGACGAGCUGCCUGAGGGUUCAUCUCAGUUCAACUUGCUUUGCAGUCACAUGCGUUUGGACCUGAGGGAGGUGAGGAAGGUUAUGCCCCAGAACACGGUCUUCAUCACGCUGUUGCGAGACCCGAUCAAGACCUUCGAGUCGGUCUUCGGGUACUACACCUCCAUCAUUCCAGCGUUCUUCAGUGCGCACCGAGCCACCGCCAACAAAGGCAAAUCUGCACUCUCCGUGUUCCUGGACUCUCCAGAAACCUUUUGGGACCCGAAGGAACCUGGGAAUGGUCUUGCCAAGAACCCAAUGAGCUUUGACAUGGGGCUCAACAACCAGAAGUGGAACGGCUCCUGGCCGGAGGACUUGGCUCAGCUGGAGGAAGCGUUUCACUUGGUGAUGAUCGCAGAGCACUUCGACGAGUCCCUGGUUCUCCUGGGAGCUCUUCUCGGACUGGAGCACGCGGAUGUGGCUUACCUUCGGCUUAACGCUCGCGCUGGCAACUGUGUGAUGGAGCUGGACGAGAACAUGCGGGAGAAAGUGCGAUCAUGGAACAUGCUGGACACACUGCUGUACGACUUCUUCGUGCAGGUGUUCUGGGAGAAGGCGGCUCAGUUCGGGUUGGAGAGGUUGAAAGCGGAGGCGGCGCGGCUCAGGGCCUCUACAGAGAAAAUACAACAGAAAUGCGUGUCCAGGGCUGAGGUUCCGCCGGGAGAGCUGGAGGACUUGCUCCGCCCAUGGCAGACGGAGACGGCCACUAUCAUGGGAUACGAGGUGCGAGGGAACCUGUCGCUGCAGGAUCAGGGGUUUUGUGUUCGGAUGAUGCUUCCCGAGCUUCAGUAUCACUCGCACUUCAAGCAGUACGGUAGAGAUAUGAGAGCCACUCCAGCUGACUGAAACCUGAAAUGGACCUAGUGGGACUCACAAGAGUCGAAGGCCUGAUCUUGGCCAAAGGGACUCUUGACAGAACAAGUCUGGUGGAAGUCUUGUUCCAAGAUGGAACAACUGCACCAUCUAAAAACAAGCCUGAAUAAAACAGGAGAGAAACACUCCUUCCCCGAAAGUUGGUCCACAUCAGUGGUUCCCAUCCCAUGUCCUGUAGAACCCCAAACAGCACACAUUUUGUAUGUUUCUCUCAUCU